Mugil cephalus (flathead mullet) is the source of this 1715-nucleotide messenger RNA. RefSeq names its product transmembrane protein 237A-like. The coding region runs from base 442 to 1563 and encodes 373 amino acids. Gene Ontology annotation, cellular component: ciliary transition zone. NCBI's taxonomy places the organism in Eukaryota, Metazoa, Chordata, Actinopteri, Mugiliformes, Mugilidae. The record is from RefSeq and is a predicted model, not a curated record. The transcript has 11 exons. Gene Ontology annotation, biological process: cilium assembly.
GGAAGCUCGGUGAGAUAGCAAUGCCGGUGGAUUAUUAGCAUACACGGCUAGUAUGAAGCGCGGCCAAGAGGUGACAUCACGUCUGGUCAACCAACCACUGAGCUCCCAGGGGCUCAGCAGACAAUCCACCUCAGGACACCCUCAGGAGAGUCUCAAAGCUCCAAGUGAGCCUCCUGCUCCACACUGCUUCAUUUAAGCUUCAUCCUGACAUCCCCAUCUUUUUAUUCACGCUUCACAUUUUCCUUUCAAAGAGUCCAGCCGACAUUUUGAACACACGUUUGGGAUUAAACCAGGCCUGAAGAACGAGGAGGGGGAGGAGGAGGGGGAGACUUUAAGCCCAUGCUCACCCUAAGACACUUUCCUUCUGCUUGAUAAGUUCAGACACAGAGGAGGACAGUCUGUAGUGUCUCCACAGACGCAGCUGCACAGGGAGGCUUCACCAUGCCAACUGUGAAGAGCAAGAAGAAGAAGGUGAAGAAGGAGGUCAACGAUGGAGAGGAGCAGGGAGAAGUGGCGCUGGAGGUGGAGAUGGAGGAAGGAACCGUCAGGAGCCCCUCUGACAGCCGAGACCCUUUGACCCCAGAGCCACAGGAUCCUGCACCACAUAAGAAGAAGAAGAAGAAGAAGGCCCCCAUCGACCAGGAAGCAGAGCACGCUGACAUGCCGAACGGUAACAUGGCCGAGUCCGUCGUGGAAGAAGAGGAGAUGACUGUUCCCGUAACCAGAAGAACAAAAAGGAAGAGGAAGGUGAAGACGACGGAGCACUUCAGCAAUGACAUCGGAGCCGAGGACGACGAUAUCGUCACAGAGGCCCAGUCUCCCAUCCCCCAGCAUUCCUUGUUCACUGCCCCACACGGACACAGCCAGCCAGCCGGCAAAGUCUUCGUGGAGAGGAGCCGACGUUUCCAGGGAGAGAGAGUGGAGCAGUUCCGACACUCUGAGUUGAUGGACGACUACCUGGACCCCAGACAGAUCUGGACCACCAGAGACAUCGCUAUGAGAAUCCACAGUGGCUUCAGGGUGAUCGGCCUGUUCUGUAAUGGAUUCCUGGCCGGCUAUGCUGUGUGGAACAUCAUUGUCGUGUACGUGUUAGCUGGAGACCAGAUGACAACGCUGCCCAACCUCCUGCAGCAGUACCACCUGCUUGCCUACCCAGCUCAGUCUCUGCUCUACCUGCUGCUGGCCAUCAGCACAGUGUCUGCGUUUGACAGAGUGAACCUGGCCAAGGCCUCCAUGGCUCUGAGAGGCUUCCUUACACUGGACCCUGCCGCUCUGGCUUCUUUCUUGUAUUUCAUAGCCCUGAUCCUGUCCCUCAGUCAGCAGAUGACCAGCGAUCGCAUCAACCUCUAUCCCACUGCCAACGAGACUCUGUGGCCUCCUGGUUCAGAGCAGCAGAUCUUGCGGCCGUGGAUCGUGGUGAACUUGGUGGUGGCGCUGCUGGUGGGCCUGGCCUGGGCUGUCGUCUCCACGCGGCCGGACAUCGAUUACACAGAAGAGUUUUUGAUGACGAUGGAAGUAGAGGGAUAUCCGAGAGGAGACGAGAACCUGGAUACUCCUGCCUGAAACCCUGAAAACCUGUCUGUGUGUUUGUCUCAAUCAAAACUCUUUUUUUUUUUUUGCGAAAUUAAUGAAUGUUUUUGCACGAUGUGUUACCUAGCACUUUGUUUUACCUCAAUGUGAUUUUGUAAAUAAAUAAAUGCAGUACAUGUACACUG